GCGGCUCCUGAGGCGGGUCGGGCGCGGCGGCGGCUCUGGGGCUCGGACGGCGGCGGCGGCACCAUGGCUGGCGGCAAGGCGGGCAAGGACAGCGGCAAGGCCAAGGCCAAGGCCGUGUCGCGCUCCCAGAGGGCCGGGCUGCAGUUCCCAGUCGGCCGCAUCCACAGGCACCUGAAGACUCGGACCACCAGCCACGGGCGCGUGGGAGCCACGGCAGCCGUGUACAGCGCGGCCAUCCUGGAGUACCUGACGGCUGAGGUGCUGGAGCUGGCCGGGAACGCUUCCAAGGAUCUCAAAGUGAAGCGGAUCACGCCCCGGCACCUGCAGCUGGCCAUCCGCGGCGACGAGGAGCUGGACUCGCUGAUCAAAGCCACCAUCGCUGGUGGAGGUGUCAUCCCCCACAUCCACAAGUCUCUGAUUGGAAAGAAGGGGCAGCAGAAGACGGCGUAGAGGGAGCGCGGCUCUGGAUCCCCCGGUCGUCGUCCUGUACCUGGGCACAGGAACGUCUCGGGGACACCAGGGAUUUUUUUAAGGAAUAGUUCAAAGGAAGAGCAUAGAGGAUUGACUGUAGAGGAAGCAUUGGGAUGGGUUUAGGUUCUGAGUAGGACACACCGCGGGCUGUGGGGCGGCAGCUGGGGGUGGGCGAGUGGCUCGGUCGCCCCUGCGUUUUAUACAAAAGUGGAACCCAUAAACCAUUUUUUACAAAAAUCCA
Messenger RNA from Lonchura striata (white-rumped munia), 712 nucleotides. RefSeq names its product H2A.Z variant histone 2 (gene H2AZ2). Gene Ontology annotation, molecular function: structural constituent of chromatin; protein heterodimerization activity; DNA binding. NCBI's taxonomy places the organism in Eukaryota, Metazoa, Chordata, Aves, Passeriformes, Estrildidae. The record is from RefSeq and is a predicted model, not a curated record. Gene Ontology annotation, cellular component: nucleosome.